UAUAUAUUCCCACCAUGGAUCAUCGCUGCUGCUGCCGCAGUUUGCAUACCCAUUGUAAUCUCAAUAAGUUAAUAACCCACUAUCACUAGCCAUCAAACCGUGUGGGCGCACGGGGUUUAGUAUAUACAAGAUGUCGUCCCGCUCUACCUCUGCCAUUGUCGCCAGGGUGGUGAGCGGGCACCACCUGCUCAAGAUCGACGGGUACUCGCAAACCAAGGUGGUCACCAAUGGUAGGCACAUCGAGUCUUGCAUCUUCCAUGUCGGAGGCCACGCCUGGCGCAUCAAGUAUUACCCCAACGGCCGAAGCUCAGAUAAUUCCAAUUGCAUAUCUGUCUUCAUUCAGCUUGCCAGUGUUAGCAUGGACUUGCCCUUCAAGCCUGACAAGGGCAUCUCAGCUCAAUGUGUGCUCGGUUUACUGGACCGGGCUGGGAAGCCUGUGCCAUCAUAUACCUUCACCUUCGACAGAAUUUUCACGGCCCCUGAAGGGCAGUGGGGCUUGAACAUAUUCCUCACAAGGUCAGAAUUGGAGAACUCAGGUUGCCUCAAGGACGACUGCUUCACUCUCAGGUGCGACAUCACUGUCACAGAGUUGCACGCCGAGGAAACAGAGGAUAGUGAUUUCACCGAUCUCCUGUGGAAGGAGGGGGCAGAUGUGGCCUUCCAUGUGGGCGGCGAGACAAUCGUCGCCCAUCAAUGGGUGCUGGCUGCCCGGUCUCCAAUCUUGAAGGCAGCAGCAGAAGCAGAGCUCCUUGGCAUGUCGGAAAGGGAGAAGAAGAAGACGCCCAUGGCCACCAUAAGGAUCGACGACAUGGAGGCAAAAGUGUUCAAGGCUUUGCUCCACUACAUAUACACCAAUGCAUUGCCUGAUGAGAUGGACAAGGGUGAUGAUGCAGCGACAGCAAUGGCGCAUGGAUUGCUUGAAGCAGCGGAUAGGUACAAGAUGGAGAGGCUGAAGAUGAUCUGCGAAGACAUGAUGUGCAAAUAUGUCUCCACGAGCACAGUGAUAACCACGCUGGUGUUAGCGGAGCAGCACCACUCCCAGAGGCUCAAGGCGGCAUGCAUCGACUUCCUCAUCUCCCCGAACAAUAUGAAAGUCGUCUUGGAAAAUGGCGGUUUCAAACAUUUACAGAGGAGCUGCCCCUCUGUUCUCAUGGACCUCGUAGAAAGGGCAAAAGCGGCCUGAGACUGGUAGAAGCAAAGGACACGGGGAUCAUGGUGAUUGUGGUACCAUUCUUCUAUUUAUCACUGCAGUGUUGGUCAAUGUAACAAGUACUACUGGUGACAAUCAACUAUGGUCCAUGCUAAUAAUA
Molecule: messenger RNA, 1310 nt
Organism: Triticum aestivum (bread wheat)
Lineage: Eukaryota; Viridiplantae; Streptophyta; Magnoliopsida; Poales; Poaceae
Product: BTB/POZ and MATH domain-containing protein 1-like
Exons: 1
Coding region: 131-1183 (350 amino acids)
Biological process (GO): protein ubiquitination
Molecular function (GO): protein binding
Source: RefSeq, a predicted model, not a curated record